AUGGAAUAUCACAGAAAGCAAAUGAAUCAGUAUCUUUGUCAUGGAUAUAUUGCUGAGGAGAUAUUCAAGGAAAUCGGAACAGUUCGAGUGAAGCGUCGAAAUGAAUUUUCAUCAGGGAAUUCUAUACCCGAUUUUUUGGGAGAACAAAAUAUCACCGUUCAUGACAAACUUUUAUCCGAUGAAGGCAGUUUAAAAUAUAAAGAUUGGUUGCAUAGAACAACGACUCUGGAUGAUAUAUAUCGUCAUUAUUCUCCGAGUAAUACUUUCAAUAAAAAACACGAAGUCUAUGAAGAUUCUGAAUCUGAGGGGGAUAUCGAAGAAUUUGAAGGAGAAAUAAGUGGAUACUCUGUACCAAGUCCUAUCUCUACAGGAAAAAUUGGAAAGCCUGGAGGCUAUAGUUAUCCAAGCUACGGCAUCCCUUUGAAUGGUGCACCACCUCUCUCGCAUAAUCACAGAUUUGUACCAGCGAUACAUGAGCAGCAUAUCUACUUGCCAAGUCAGCAUAAUAACGAAGACGAACAUCCGAUAUACCAUGAGAAGGAUAAAGGUCAUGAUCUGUCGAUUAAGGAUUUCUUCGAAAUCGCCCUCACGGCACUUGCUUUCCUUUCUUUUGGACUCUUCGUCAUUCAACUUCUCAUGAAUAUAACGGCACCGAUGAUGACCACAACGACAACAGCAUCGACGGUUGUCGCGAGUAUCGAUCAGCGCUUCCGUAGACAUGUCCUUGACGCACCGUCACUUGCCUACGCAGAAGGUAACGCGGAAAUUGAUGAACUAGCCCAUAGAGUCCUAAGAUCUAUCGAAGCCGCGCUGGUGGCCCCUGCCGACUCUGGUAACUGCCUACGACGUAUACUUUGUGAGGACAACCGAUACUCUAGAAACACUCAAGGUGGACAACGUAUCUGGAUUCCUGCCUGGAGUAUGAGCAUGAGUUGGACAGCGGGUCGAAUGCUGAACCAGAAUCCAUGGUCGGCAAUGCUGGACUCUGUUAAGGCAUCGGUACUAGGACUUGGUCGUGCUAAGUGCGAGACUCUCUAUCCCGACUGCGACUUGCGGAGGGAACGAGUGAAGAGGCGACGACGGCGAAGGAAGUAA
Messenger RNA from Ceratosolen solmsi marchali, 1095 nucleotides. RefSeq lists its product as uncharacterized. The record is from RefSeq and is a predicted model, not a curated record. NCBI's taxonomy places the organism in Eukaryota, Metazoa, Arthropoda, Insecta, Hymenoptera, Agaonidae. The transcript has 6 exons. The coding region runs from base 1 to 1095 and encodes 364 amino acids.